Messenger RNA from Carassius auratus (goldfish), 2313 nucleotides. RefSeq names its product chromobox protein homolog 2-like. Lineage: Eukaryota; Metazoa; Chordata; Actinopteri; Cypriniformes; Cyprinidae. The coding region runs from base 238 to 1722 and encodes 494 amino acids. Gene Ontology annotation, cellular component: heterochromatin; PRC1 complex. The record is from RefSeq and is a predicted model, not a curated record. The transcript has 5 exons. Gene Ontology annotation, biological process: negative regulation of transcription by RNA polymerase II.
CGUAUCCGCCCCCUUGUGUCCUGCUCCGCGCUCCCUCUCUCGCGCACAGUUCACGGAGAAUGAGAUGAGAAUGAAAUGAGAACAGUCAUGGAGGAGCUGAGCGCGGUAGGAGGGCAGGUCUUUGAUGCCGAGUGUAUCCUCAACAAACGCCUGAGGAAGGGCAAAGUGGAGUAUCUGGUGAAGUGGAGAGGAUGGUCGUCCAAGUAAGUGAGAGCUGAGACACAUACUGCCUUUAUUAUGCAUGUUAUACAUAACAGUUGGGAACCUCAGGAAAACCUUCUUGACCCGAGACUAUUGGCUGCGUUUAACAAGAGGGAGCAAGAGAGGGAGCUCUUGAUCCGCAAUAAGGGGAAACGGCCUCGGGGACGACCCAGAAAAAUAUUGGAAACCAUCCCAGUGGUAUCCAAAUCAAGCAGCUCGUCCUCAUCGUCUUCGUCUUCUGGUUCAUCGUCUUCCUCGUCUUCUUCCUCUUCUUCAGAUGAUGACGAUAAUGAAGAUGACAACGACGACAGGAAUCCAAAACCGAGCCCUCGUCCACGAGAGCACCACCCGGUCCCUCAGAAGAAAGCCCAGAUUGUGGUUGCCAAGCCAGAACCGCCGAAGAAGAAGCGAGGGAGGAAAGCGCUUCCUCCGGAGCUGAAGGUGCAGCGCCAGACCAAAGGUCCCCGGAAGAUGCUCAAGCCCUUUUCCAGAGACUAUGAGGUCCAAGGGAGCAUAAAGAAACCACUCAUGCCUGCAAGCUUCACUUACACCGGGUUGAACCGAAACUCUGGACGGGAGAUGAUGACACUGCAGAAUAGAGGUUCUUUUACCCAGAAGAACUCUUUAAGUUCCUUAGGACGCUCCGUUGGAUCAGCUUCGUCACCUCCUACAUUAAGUCGGCUGCCACAAACCAAAACUGCUUCGGAUUUCAAGCUCUCUGUCUCAGAUAUGAGCAGCAGAGGAGUCGACCCCAAAACACCCACGUGCAAAUCUCCAGGAGUGGCUGCGUUGAAUCUGCACAGCAGCAAUGGACAGACCUGUCCACAACUCUCUCCAAAUGUCCCAAAAGCCUCGGAUCAGACUCUACUCCAAAGAUCAGGAUCUCUCCAGAAAUCCACACCGAGCUCAUUUUCCUCUCUUAAAACUCCUUCCAGCCUUCAAGCUCUCAACCUGCAGAGCAUCAACAAAACGGCACAGGGUAAUGGCAACUCCACAAACGACGGUUCCCACUUGAAGGGUACCUCCAACCAUAGUAGAAAAAGCUCUGGGUUAAACACGAAACACGAGCAGAGCCCUGCACCGAAUGUCCCAAGUAAGUUCCCAACCAGUCAACAAGUCCUUAAGAGUCCGCAACGGGAUAAAUCCAAACCGGAAGAUUUGUCCGAAAGACUUGGGAAAAAUAAUCAAGGAAGAGUGGAUAACAUACUCCCUCAGACUACCGAGGGCCGAGAUCAACCAGCGCAAGACAGAUCCUCCUCUAAAGAUGCAGGGAAACCAAGCAAGACCCUGAGUGAGUUGAGCACUGGAGAAGAAGGAAGCAGCUCCGAUUCUGACCACGAUUCCUCAUUUCCGAGCAACAACCGUGACUUGGCCAUCUCGGUGCAAGCAGGUCAGGACUGGAGGCCGACACGGAACCUGAUUGAACAUGUGUUUGUCACCGACGUCACUGCAAACCUGGUCACUGUAACGGUGAAGGAGUCGCCCACCAGCGUUGGGUUUUUUAGCAUCCGCAAUUACUGAAUGUUGACAACUGGGACUGCAGGCGCUCUGAGAUAAUCGGGAGAAGUUUCAAAGGAAUCAAAGGAACUGUUUGGUGCUUCUCCAUCUUUGGAUUUUACUUGUUUUAACUCUAAAUCGGACUGUUUUAGUUGGUCGGUUUUUGAGUUCUCUGAGAAGACGAGUGCCUAAAGACCUGCUCAAUCAGAGACCUCUAAAAUCUCACUUAAGCAUAGAAAUGAAUCAUAAAUAUGUUACUGAACAAAUGAUUGACCGUUAGUCUUGGUUUCCACUUCAGGGAUGGUUUCAUGUUCUCUUGAUGUUGAUUCUGAGUACAGUAUUAGUAAAUAAGGAAGUCACCAGAUCAAAACAAAUUUAUCCAAAUGUGUUAAAGCUGAAUCUCAGAUCACAUAUUGUGCCUGGUUUUAAAGCUGUCCUCUUUCUGGCUGAUAACCAUUAUAAUGAUGUUUGUUUUUGUUUUUUUGUUUUUUCUAAAAUGAAUGUUGACAUCUUUUAUACUACACAACAGUUCCAUUUAUUUAUUAUUAUUUCUCACUGAUUUUUGUUGGUAGCUGAAAUGCUGAAACAUACAGUAAAGGUUCUUUUUAUAAAAAA